CCGCUGGUCAACCGCGUCUGCCGUCUUCCACUGCACACGCGCGCGUCUCCACCGCCCGCGUUCUCCAUCGCCCGCGUUUGCCGGAAGCUGCCGGAAGCCGCGAGCUAAGCGAUGUUCAGCUUAAGACCGCAGAGUGCUACGACGCGACAGGAGAUUGAGAUGAUCAAUAAGGCCCAACGGGCCGUACAAACCACCACGGAUUCCAUUGAGAAGCUGCGUCUACUUUGCCUGGCUAGGGGUGCCAAUGGCAUUCUUGGUCUGGGUAGGAUAUUCCGUCGUCUGGACGAGGAUGGUAACAAGAAGCUAAGUCUCGAGGAGUUCACAUCGGGUAUAUCGGAGACCGAAAUGGAACUCUCCGAGGAUGAGAUUGGCGAAGUCUUUCAGAAAUUCGACACCGACGAGGACGGAAGCAUCAGCAUCGACGAGUUCAUCGUCGGCAUAAGACCGGCGAUGUGUCAAAGCCGCAGAGAUGUGGUGGAUCAAGCGUUCCAGAAAUUGGACAAGACCGGCGACGGACGGAUCACCAUCGACGAUCUACGAGGAGUCUACAAUGUGAAAUAUCAUCCGCGUUACAUCAGCGGUGAGGAGAGCGAAGAGAGCAUUCUGAAUAAGUUCCUCUCGAAUUUCGAGCACGGCGGCAACGAGGAUGGCGUUGUAACAGAAGAGGAAUUCAUGAAUUACUACAGCGCUAUUAGCGCGAGUAUAGACAACGACGCAUAUUUCGACCUGAUGAUACGCAAUGCUUACAAGCUGUAAAUCACGAUCUCUCCAUCUGCAUCUCGCGAGAUAGCACGCCUUGCCGGUCCCGCGCGCAUCUGUCUGUAAUUCUACUAUUAUAGUUGCCGAGAGCAUCGACAUCUAUAAAGUCACUAUUUCGCUAACCGAUGUAUAAAUUUCUAUAAAUUAAUAUCGUUGUCAUGAGUGCCCUUAGUUUGUUAGACCAGCACGUAUUCCUCUUAUUGUAAUCCAGCAGAAGAACACGUUAUACUAAUGUUUAAUAUUGAUGCGUGAAUUGUUACCGACAAACUUCGUUAAUCGUUAAUUUAUUGAAGUGUAUCCUCGAUCGAGAAGAAGAAAAAAAAAGUAGAAAUUAAGCUUAGGGGGUUUCUUAUAGAAAUUAAUCUGUUGAUCCCCCCCCCCCCCUAAUUUCUUUCCCUUGUCGAGCUACACGCCGGACUCGCCGCGAUAACUCGUCCAUUUCGAAAACUUGUGAAAAGUUACGACGUAACUUGCGAAAACAGAAGCGAGAGACAAGUACGUGUCCGACAAUCUUUUCUUUCUUCUUCCUCGACGCUGUAUUAGCUAUUUAUGAAAGAAAAAAAAGUUGGUUAUAGGGUCCAAUUUUACAGCGCGACUCGCGGUGGACGCGCCAUGCGCGCUCGCAUUUUCUUUCUUUUUUUUAACAUUCCUGUUUAUAACUCCUAUAUUUGUUCUGCGAAUAAAAAUACAUGCGACUGUA
Wasmannia auropunctata (little fire ant) is the source of this 1459-nucleotide messenger RNA. Its product is annotated as calcyphosin-like protein. The coding region runs from base 112 to 756 and encodes 214 amino acids. The transcript has 5 exons. The record is from RefSeq and is a predicted model, not a curated record. NCBI's taxonomy places the organism in Eukaryota, Metazoa, Arthropoda, Insecta, Hymenoptera, Formicidae. Gene Ontology annotation, molecular function: calcium ion binding.